Molecule: messenger RNA, 5116 nt
Organism: Patiria miniata (bat star)
Lineage: Eukaryota; Metazoa; Echinodermata; Asteroidea; Valvatida; Asterinidae
Gene: nfrkb
Product: nuclear factor related to kappa-B-binding protein-like
Exons: 19
Coding region: 102-4526 (1474 amino acids)
Cellular component (GO): Ino80 complex
Molecular function (GO): protease binding
Source: RefSeq, a predicted model, not a curated record
AUUUGGCUCUGACCUUACGGUCACCCUGCCGUUCAUACACGGCACGGUGUGUGAGGAACGAAACACCGACCGUCGUGUGCAAUCAUUGGUGAACAACAAUAAUGGCUACAAGAGACGUGGUUGCCUCCGAUGAUCCCGACGCAAGGAGAGAUCAGGAGUUACUGGAAUCAGCCAUGACGCGCCAGCUGUCUGUGUCCCUGGGACGACGCAUCAGUCUGGACGACCUCAACGAGAACUCGCAGAAUGAGACGGUGGUUGUGGACAGUCCACAGAACGGCGAGGUAGAUGUGGUCACUGUGGACAAUUGUCCAGAAGAGGACGCAUCUCUAACCGCCCGGAAAAUGUUUCCGACCUCCCCACAACCAGAAAUGCCAAGGCCUGCAUCCAGGCACAAGAACACUUCAUCUCCAGCAAGACACCAAUCACCAGCCCGCGCAUCCAGGAGCCCCAAAGCAAGCUGGCCCAGCCCCAGGAGCAGUCACUCCUCACCGGGUAGGGGAGAUGCUCCCACGGUCAACAAGAACAGACGCUUUGAAGCUUGCAUCCUGAACAAGGCCAAAGUGUGGCUGCCAUUGGAGCUCAUUGAGCAGCCAAAGAUAUUUCACCAGGUGGUCAGCCUGGAGACUUGGAACAACGUGCUAUCACAGGAGGACAGGGAGCGGUUGUCCAAAAUGCUCCCAGAAUUCCCCGAGUCCGACAGCGAGGAGAAGACAGAGACACUGAGACGACUGUUUGCCGGUGAGAACCUCAAAUUCGGCAACCCAGUCAGAAAGCUGCAGAAGGAUCUGCGGGCCGGCUACCUGUACCUGGAUGUCUUCAAACACAAGAGGGCGCUGCGGCAGGCCAAGUACCGCGAGUACAAACACCAGCAGGAGCUGCGAUGCCAUCGCAUGCUGAAGGAGGUGCUCAUAUCUAGACAGGAGCUGCUUGAGGCUGCACAGUUCACGGCACCCGAUGAACCCUUUAAGGUCAAGCGCCCACGACCUUUGACCAUCCAGAAAGACCUGGACGGUGUAGUGACCAAGAAGUACAGAAAGAUUUUGAAGGAAUGCAGAAUAGAAUGCGGGGAAUUAUAUACAAGUGAUGAAGAUGAUGAUGUUUCUGUAGCCAGAGACAAAACACCAUCCAAGAAGCGAUCCUCAGCCUGGUACGAAGCACCGAGUGACAUUGUCCUUCCAAAGUUCACACCGCGAGUGCAGUCCACCUUCGAUCAUAAACCUAUCAACCCACAAGUAGGAUCCAACCAAGAUGGAAGCCCUGAUGAUAGGGACGAUGCUGCUAUCCUUCCAUCCGCCCCUGAUUCUCCCUUGCAGUUAUCUGAGGCAGCGUACAUGGACAUUAUCGACAAGCACCAACGCAGGAGAGAUGCUGGAAUGGAUCACUUUGAAUUGGAUGCAAGCAACAUCACCAUGGAGGAUGUCAUGACAAGAACGUUUUCCACCCAGAACUCGCCCAUUGUACCUUCCCGAGACUUUAGAGCCAAAUCCAUGCCACUGUCACAGAAGAGGAAAGCCAAAGUCAAGGACAAACUGGCCAAGAAACGGAAGAAGGGCAGACCCCCCAAGGCCACCACGCCCAUCUCUGUGGUCUCUCUGGAAAGUCGCACCUCAUUGGCUACCACGGAGUCCUCUGGCAGUCUGUCCACCAAUCAGGAGGGGCCUACUGUGGUGGUUGAUGCUGGGAAAGAUGAAGACAUGGGCAAUGUGCAAAGUUCCCCCAAGUCCAUGCUCUACCCAAACUUCUUCAGUUUCCUGCGGGACACGCUGAGGGAGUCCCCCGACGGUCACAUGACCCUGGCCGAGCUGCAGGCGCACACCGAGACCUGGCAGACGGCGCCGGUGAGUGCCCUCAACGUCUGGUUCAUGCUCGUGUCGUCGUGGUCCACGGCCCUUGGCAGCAUGCUCAAGUUUCUGAUUGGUGAAUUGCCGAGCAUGCCGAUUAAGGCUCCGAUGGUGGAAUACAACGACGUCGUGCACAUGUGGGGCUGGAUUGGGGAGGGAAGAGACUCGGAUGAACAGCUGACUAUCCUGUUCAAGCAAUGGCUGACUGCUGUCCUGGAAGACAAACCUACUCCCCCUGAAAUAGAACGUCAGGCCAGCCCAACGGUGCCAAGCCCCAUUAAAGUGCGUACUGACUUUGUUGUCCGACCCAGCACGAUUGAGGAGAAGGCUUUAUUCAGGGCACAGGAGCACGAACGUUAUGAGCAGCCUCACAAGGCUUACACGUACCGCAUGCAUGGUUACAAGUCGGUGGUCGGGCCAGUCAAGGGAGUUUAUGGCAAGGAAACGUCGCUGAAUAAAGCACGAGAACACUCGCUGCUUGUGUCUGACAGACCACCAUAUGUCACCAUUCUGUCCCUGGUUCGUGAUGCGGUUGCUAGGUUACCAAACGGCGAGGGCACCCGGGCCGAGGUCUGUGAGCUCCUGAAGGACUCCAAGUUCCUGGCCGACGCCACCGACAAUCAGAUCAACACAGUGGUGAGCGGGGCACUAGACCGUCUACACUACGAGAAAGACCCUUGUGUCAAGUAUGAUGGUAACCGCAAGCUGUGGAUAUACCUGCAUAGAAACCGAUCGGAGGAAGAGUUUGAGCGUCUUCAUUUGGAGCAGGCUGUGACCAUCAAGGCCAAGCGCACCAUACAGAAGCAGCCUAAACCGAUGCAUAGAGCAAAACCAGUCAUCAAGGACAUGCAGCUCUUCCAUCAAGCUGGCCGCCCUCCCUCUGCUAUGAGUGACACUAGCAACGAUAGCAUCAUCAGUGUUGGUAUGGGUUUGGAGACACCCAGCCCGUCACGGUCCCCAGGGAGUUCCUCCAUCAGCCCGCACAGCUUUGCCAAGAGUCCCGCCUCAAGCACCACCCAGAGCCCCAUAAGUAGCCUCCUGGGUGGCAAGGCUGGACCGAGGGGCACCAAAGCCCCUGCCGCUCUUCAACCGCAGGUGUUUCAGAGGCACCUGUCAUCACCUGUAGCGGUCUCUGGAAGUCAUGCAUUCUCAUCCCAAGUUCAAGCGCUUCUGACCCACGCAGCCAUGCCGAGUGUCCUGGUGCCAAGUUCUUCCGCAGCCAGCAGCGAAGCCGGACCUUACCAGAGUGGGAAUUCCCUGAUCAAGGCACAGCUUCUUGCUCCAAGGGGGUUUGUGGCACAGCUGGCCAGUCAGCAGCUUGGUGCCUCCCCACAGAAAAGCAGUCAGCCUGUGAUGAGAAGCGUCACCAGUACCCCACAAAUGACGGCAGUGCCGGUACCCUCACUCAUGAUGGGUCAACUCCUCUCCCAUCCUGAACAGGCACAGCAAUUGUCCACUGAGAGUCCAGGAAGGAAAAGCAACACCCUUUCUACCAGUAAGCCGGGCAUGCCACCAUCAACCAAUCAACCCAUAACCCUCACGCUAACUGGUGCUAAUGCAAUUGCCGAUACAUCCAAGACACAACCCUCAAGCACCAUCCCUGCAGCUCUAGCUUUCCACUCCAAGCCAGGUACCCUCCCUGUGAAUGUUACAUUAACCCUUAAGGGAGCAACAGAGGAGAAGAAAACUGCAACAGGUGGAGGUUCAUCAAGAGGACAUGGGGGAAAGACCAAACUCCCGACUGUUGGAGGACUCCUGGCUGGAUUGGGUAUGUCGCUAGAAGGGGUAUCUACACCGAGGGCUGGAAGAAAACCCUCAACAAAGUCCAAGUCUCCUCCGCGUGCUUCAGCUGCAAAGAUAGCAUCUUCUCAGAGCCCUUCUCCAGCCUCCAGGAGAAAGUCCCAGCCAAGAGCUGAUGCACCUGUCCAAGACCAAGUCAUCACUCUUCAGGCAGCCACAUCAGCUACUUUGGUUCCUCCUCAGAAGGGGUCCCUCUUAACAUCUCCAAUGUUCCUUGGCAACAUUCCUGCUGGCGUCCACCAGCCAUCAGCUUCCGGCCUCAUCUUCCAACCCCAAAGUGGGUCCUCGUCAACUCAGCCCACUACCACCCCAAGCUCUAAAAAAACACCUGUUUUCACAGCAUCCCAGGCCUCUGCCAUGCGCACAUUGACAUCCUUAGCAUCUCAGCAGACACUUCAAGGAAAAGCGCACUCUGAUGGAACCAGCAUCGCAGCCAGUCAUCCAGCACACGCAGAACUUCCAUCCAUACCCAUGUCUCUUCUGAUGGCUUCAGCGGGACCUCAGGGUGGCACAGCAGGUCAAGGGGUGAAAGCAGUGUCAGUGGUGGGAUCCCUGGGGCACUCUCUUCCCCAAGGUACCAUUCCAUUGAUCACAAACCCGUUACUCUCCACGGGGAUUCCAGCCAGCCUUACCCCAGGGAAAGGCGUAAUCCUUCAGGUCCCUAUUGGCUCCAAGCGGGUCUCUACCAUACCAGCCACUCUCAGCAAGCAGAAGUGCGCAGCACCUGUUAUCCUGACCUCCUCAACUUUGACCUCAUCUCUCAUGACUCCAAUGGUGACCAAGGGGUCAAGCAGCACAUCAAAGAACCAAGCUGAGAAACCCGUACAAGAGUCAAAGGAAGGUUCCGUAAAAGAAACUCACACAAAAGAGGCCGUCAAAGAAUGAACAAAAAACCUGAUCACAUUGAACACUUCUGAUGAUAGACCAAGACCUUUUUAAAAGAAAUGAGGGUUAAAAGGUCGUAACAUUAUGGUCAGGUAUUAAGUGUGUAUAAAGGCAAUAGAUUUGUUCAAUCGGAUGUUGCAGUUAAACUCAAUGUACAGAGUUGCUCUCAAAACUGAUCGUGCUUGUCCAAUUAUGCCUGAGCAGAUACACCUUCUGUAACACUAUCUUCCAGUUGAAUGACACUUUUAAGUUAUUCAUAAAAAGAGAUCAGGUGAAUGAAAGGAAUGUGAAGACAACAAGUCAAUGUAUGUUGAAAAGGUUGUUUAUUGAAAGCAAAAACCCCAAGCAAACAGAUUAUUUGACAAAGAUUAAAGUACUUCUAUAAAUUUGUAAAUUUGACCAUAGCUGGUGUAUGUGUUUCUAGACUAAGUUACUUUAUGUAAUCGGCCAUUGAUCAAAUCAUGUCCUUCAUCCUUUCAUAGCAACAGAAACUAGCAUUUGGGGGUUUCACAAAGCGAACUCUCAUGCACACAGAUACAUGUACAUGUAGCUAUUGCUUCAAUCAAAUUAGGUUUUGCCCUUCACCGACU